AUGGCGCGAACAACACGCGCGGCAGCAGCCAGAGCGAGCACGACAGCGACCGAGACACAGCAGCUAUCAAGCCCGCCUGCAACACCACUUGCUGGACAGGGUAAAAAAGUCGCCAAAGGUGCAGCCAACGUGAAAGUGACCAAGAAGCAAGAGGCACCAGUGACACCUGCAAGUGGCAAGAAGCGCUCAAGAAGGGCUGUUAAGCAAGAGGACUUCGACGUAAACGAACUCCCCCACAAUCUAGGACCAGCUCUACCUACACCAGGCGCGGAAGAUGCGCCACCUCCGAAGCGGGCGAAGCGUAGCAGGAAAGAUGAGGAAAAUACAGACGGUGCCGAGGUCAAGCUCGAGGACGUCGAAAAUGUCGAAGAAACAAAGCCUACGCCCAAGAAGACUCCAAAGAAGGCAAACUACGGAGUCAUACUCGGCCAGACGCCUUUCCCGGACUACCUGAGACCGACUCCUGAGGAAUGCUUCGAAGUCACUCGUCUACUGGAGAAGACGCAUGGUUCAGUCACAGUCCCAGAAGCUAUACCGGCUCCCUCGCUGGAUGUGGCAGGCUGUGGAGAAGUGCCCUCGGUGCUCGAUGCUCUGAUUCGAACAAGACUCAGCGCCAACACCACAAACAAUAACUCAAGCACAGCGUUCAGAGGCCUCGUAGCACGGUUCGGCACUAUCAAGGAGGGCAUCGGCAAGGGCAGUGUAGACUGGGACGCUGUAAGGAGGGCGCCUCAGAACGAAGUCUUCAAAGCCAUCGAACGCGGUGGUCUUGCCCAGGUCAAGUCGAAGGACAUCCAGGCGAUUAUACAGAUUGCUUACGAGGAAAAUCAAGAGAGGAAGGCGGCUUUGAUGAAUCCAUCGGACGAUCCAGCCGGCGCUGAGAACGAACCGGAGAAGGAGAAGCAAGAUGAAGUCGCCAAAGCAAAGCGGAACAUUAUUUCGUUGGACCAUUUGCACCUGCUGAGCACAAAAGAUGCAUUCAACAAGAUGAUCAGUCUGCCGGGUAUUGGUCCCAAGACAGCUUCUUGUGUCUCUCUAUUCUGUCUGAAGAGACCAUCCUUCGCUGUUGAUACGCACGUCUUUCGCCUUUGUCAAUAUCUUGGCUGGGUACCAAAGUCGACCAAGAAAGGCGAGCCGAAAGUAGACAGGCACACCACAUUCUCCCACUGCGACGUGCGGAUUCCAGACGAGCUGAAAUAUCCCCUGCAUCAGCUGCUCAUCGCGCACGGAAAGGUAUGCCCAAGAUGCCGAGCAGCAACGGGUAUGUCCAGUGCAAACUGGGAAGAGGGUUGCCCGAUCGAGCAUUUGGUUAAGCGCCACGGCCCCAGAAAGGGCGGCGUCUCAGUUGCGGCUCGUAAGAAGGCCAAAGAAGCUGCACUGGUCUCCGAGGAAGGCGAUGCGGCAGACGAAGGCGGAGCAGGAAACGCGAGCGAGUUGAGUGAUGCUCCAGAGGGCGGCGAUGCAGCUGAAGGUGAGGAUUAG
Molecule: messenger RNA, 1482 nt
Organism: Fulvia fulva
Lineage: Eukaryota; Fungi; Ascomycota; Dothideomycetes; Mycosphaerellales; Mycosphaerellaceae
Product: Putative DNA glycosylase
Exons: 1
Coding region: 1-1482 (493 amino acids)
Biological process (GO): base-excision repair
Molecular function (GO): catalytic activity
Source: RefSeq, a predicted model, not a curated record